Molecule: messenger RNA, 1542 nt
Organism: Fulvia fulva
Lineage: Eukaryota; Fungi; Ascomycota; Dothideomycetes; Mycosphaerellales; Mycosphaerellaceae
Exons: 5
Coding region: 1-1542 (513 amino acids)
Source: RefSeq, a predicted model, not a curated record
AUGGCCGUAGCCCCGAGACCUUGCCGGAUAUAUUGGCUUGUCGUUUUUCUGUUCCUGUUGCUUUCGACACGCUCGCUCGCUGAAGCUGAUCUUCCAUUUCUCAACCAGACAAUGGCAGAUGUUUCAAGGUCUGAACUAGCAAGCUACAAGAGAAUUAUCAUUUGCUGUGACGGGACGUGGUUGGCCUCUGAUCAGGGCGAUAAUUCGACACCUAGCAAUGUCGCCAAACUCGCAAGAGCCAUUGCACCGAAUGGACGCGACGAGGAAGGAAGACUUGUCAAGCAGAUUGUCUCGUAUCAUUCGGGUUUAGGAAGCGGAGAUCUAGCAACCCAAAAGGCUCUCUAUGGGGGCCUUGGAUGGGGUUUAGAUCAUGAUGUGACCGAGAUCUACGAUUUCAUCGCCAACAACUUCGAGCCGAAUGACGAGCUGUUCUUCUUUGGGUUCUCGCGCGGAGCUUUCACGGUACGGUCUGCUGCUGCCCUCGUGUCGAACGUUGGGAUCUUGUCCGCGGUGGACAUGACCAGUUUCACCCACAUGUGGUCAGCCUGGAGAGCUCAAGACAACAAGAUGCCAUUUUGCGAGUCUGCUUGGUACCGAAGCAACAAAAACCAGCUGCAUCUGAAGAAUGUGCAGGUCAAGGUCGUUGGAGUGUGGGAUACUGUUGGAGCGCUUAGUGUUCCGAGAUGGCCCGUUGUGAGCUGGCUGCAAAAGUUCAACAUUGUUCUGAACAGAAAAUACGAGUUUCAUGAUACGAGUGUAUCAAGCAAUAUCGACUAUGCGUUCCAGACAUUGGCACUGGAUGAGAAGCGAUUGACUUUCCCCCCGACGCUGUGGCAUAAGGUCGAUGGUGGUCCAGCUAUAGCCUUGGAGCAGUGUUGGUUCCCUGGUGUGCAUAGCAACAUCGGGGGCCAGGCAGAGGAGCCUUUGGAGGACACUGACCGCGGCCAGAUCGGAGCCAACACACUUGCCUGGAUGGUCAGUAUUAAUAUUGACAACCUUUCUGGCAUGCUGACUUUCGAGGACGCCGCCAUUCGGGCCAUAGUCGAUGAGCACACGAAGGCACUGAAGCAGAACCACAUACCAGAUGGCUGGGGCUGCGGUAAGAUCGUCGACAACUUCAGUGGCUGGAUUGGAAGAUUCUUCUGGCUACUCGGCACAUCUGUACGAACUCCUGGGGAGUACACCAGAGAUGCUGGUACUGGUAAGCCGGGCGCGACAAACGAGUACAUGCAUCCAAUGGUUCGUAUACGUCGGGAACGCCUCAAAGGAUGGACGCCACCGUCGCUCAAUCGCUGGGACUACAAGCCAAAGGGUUCAGGCCAAGUGGUCCAAUGGAGCAAGUCAGGGGCGGAGGACAUACCAGAGUACAAGAUGAAGGCCAAGAACAUUACUAUCGCUCUAGCCACAGCAGACGGCCAGCCUCGCUUCGACACCAGGGAGAGUCUAAGCAGAUCGUUGUGCCCGAGUCGGAUUCUGUCCGAGCUCGACGCGAUGGUUGCCGCGAGGGAGAAGCCUUUGGUGGAUGGACACGAUGAGUUGUGA